Molecule: messenger RNA, 3146 nt
Organism: Cervus elaphus (red deer)
Lineage: Eukaryota; Metazoa; Chordata; Mammalia; Artiodactyla; Cervidae
Gene: KCNIP3
Product: potassium voltage-gated channel interacting protein 3
Exons: 8
Coding region: 358-1113 (251 amino acids)
Biological process (GO): regulation of potassium ion transmembrane transport; negative regulation of transcription by RNA polymerase II
Cellular component (GO): voltage-gated potassium channel complex; nucleus
Molecular function (GO): potassium channel regulator activity; calcium ion binding; DNA-binding transcription repressor activity, RNA polymerase II-specific
Source: RefSeq, a predicted model, not a curated record
CCGAAGGAGGCGCGGCGCCCGCUCUGGGCAUGGAGGCGCCUCUGGCCAGAGCGGGCCACGCGAGCUGCGCUCCGCGCCGCCGCCGCGCCUCGAAGUUUGCCGGCUGACUCGGAAAGUUGCGCUCCGGCUCUGUCGCCGCUCCGCAUCCGACCUCCGGGCCGGCCCCAGCUCGCCGCCGCCGCCGCCGCCGCCGCCCUCCGCGGGGCCCCGGCCCCGCCGCCGCCCGCAGCCCCGCCUGCCGGGGGCAUGUGAGCCGCGGUCUCCCCUAGAGGCCGGGCGGGCUGCACCGGCCCCGGUGCCUCCGGAGGCAGCGUGAGGGCGAGGGGCACGCCCCGGCCCCAGGCAGCAGGGGCCGCCAUGGGCAUCCAGGGCAUGGAGCUGUGCGCCAUGGCCGUGGUGGUACUGCUGUUCAUCGCCGUCCUCAAGCAGUUCGGCAUCCUGGAGCCCAUGUCCAUGGAAGAUAGCAGCGACAGUGAGCUGGAGCUGUCCGCAGUGCGCCACCAGCCAGAGGGGCUUGACCAGUUGCAGGCACAGACCAAGUUCACCAAGAAGGAGCUGCAGAGCCUCUACAGGGGCUUCAAGAACGAGUGCCCCACAGGCCUGGUGGACGAAGACACGUUCAAACUCAUUUACUCACAGUUCUUCCCUCAGGGAGAUGCCACCACCUACGCACACUUCCUCUUCAACGCCUUCGACGCCGAUGGGAACGGGGCCAUCCGCUUUGAGGACUUCGUGGUUGGUCUCUCCAUCCUGCUGCGAGGAACAGUCCAUGAGAAGCUCAAGUGGGCCUUUAACCUCUACGACAUUAACAAGGAUGGCUACAUCACCAAAGAGGAGAUGCUGGCCAUCAUGAAGUCCAUCUAUGACAUGAUGGGCCGCCACACCUACCCUAUUCUGCGAGAGGACGCGCCACUGGAGCACGUGGAGAGGUUCUUCCAGGCCUGGGGCAGGGAGCGGCCCCAGCGGGACACAGCCUCACUGAGGGCAUGGCUUGAGUUGCAGAAAAUGGACCGGAAUCAGGAUGGGGUGGUGACCAUCGACGAGUUCCUGGAGACCUGUCAGAAGGACGAGAACAUCAUGAGUUCCAUGCAGCUGUUUGAGAACGUCAUCUAGGACUUGUGCGUGGGGAAGGUGGAGGGGUUGCUGAGUGGCUGUCGCCACCUCUGCCCCCAAAGAAACCUCAGUCCUGCCAGGAGCAACCUCCAUGAGAAACUUUUUUCUAAUAUAUUUGCACAAAGUGAAUAGUUUGCUCCACACACACACACAAACACCCCCCCACACACACACCCUUCAUCUGGGCUGGCAGGUGGGGGGAUAGAGGUGAAAAAAGGACUGGCUGGGAGCUGAGUCCGGGGCAUGAGAGCCACACAGCUCCCAGCACCCGCCCCCCAGGCCUCUGGGUGGACAGCUGAAAGAGAGGCGUCUUCAGGCCGCCAGCCACUGGGUCAUCUACAGGUGAGGGUCCAGCCUCCACAGCUGAGGCCCCAGCCCUGUGAGCCCACUUGCCCGCCCCUCCCUUCUGCCGCCUUUCUUUCCCCCUACACUCACAGGCCCCGGGGGCUGCUCUGACCCGCUUGUCCCCCAGCCUCUCCCUGCCCACCAACGACCCUUCCAGAAUGGCCCUCAGCUCAGGACCCCAGAGGGCAGCGCAGGGUCAAGGGAAUUCAGACCAGGAAAGAGGUGGCACUUAGAGCCUGCUGCUUCCUGGAACCGCUCUCCUGGGUGUCAGGACACCCGCCGUCCACUGAGCUGGUGUGAGCCCCAGUGGGGACGCACCAGCGGGCACUGCUCUCCCCCACCCAGUAAGGGGGCUUCCAGCCUGGGCACUGGGUUUCUUGGUGGGAAUCUGACGGGACCUCUCUGCCAACGCUGCCUCCCUCGCCCCAGCUGGCUCAGCCUGCAGCCCUCAGGUACCCAGGUCAUCAUUCAGGGGUCCUGAGAAGAGGUCCCAGGGCUCAGGGCCUGGCAGCCAGGGAGCCCAGGGGAGCCAAGCAGGCCUGGGAAGGGGCUUUUCUCUCCUGUGGGCGCCCAGCUCCCUUGCCCCCCCCCCAGCUUGGAUGAGCCCCCCUCUUCGUGGUCAGGGUCCUGGAGCCAUGUGGCCGCCCCUCCGCACACAGGCUCACCCCAGCCCCAUGCACAAAGCACAGAAGCUCAGGCUGCAGCCCCCGAGGGGAGCCCAGACAGUCUGCUUUUCAGGGCCAGGCCUCCCGGUGGGCUGAGGCUCGAGCCCCACCGGCCGGCAUCAAGAGGCCGCCGGGGUUCUGGGGGAGUCGUUCUGUGCCUCCGAGCGGUGUGUGACUCCCCCGAGCCCAGCCCAGCUCACUAACAUUCAAAAGCACAAACCCCUGGGAUUCUGCUUGGCCAGGUCCUGCCCUGAGGACCGAGGCGCCCCCGCUAGGGGGCGCGGGGCAGAGGGGCAGGUCAGCAGAAGCCCGCGGGAGCGGGGCUGCGCCCCCAAGCCCAGGCCGCCCGGGAGGGGCGCAGCCUCACACCAGAAGCCCGCGGGAGCGGGGCUGCUCGCCGCACCGCCCUCACCCCCAGGCCGCCCGGGAGGGGCGCAGCCUCGGGCUCACGGCCAGUCCCAGGAACGUCCGAUCAUACAUUCCAUCGGCUACAGCCCCCGUCUGUGCCCGGGCCUGGCCUCAAGAUGAGCGGGGACCUGGGAGGAAGGACGGAGCGGCGGAGGCCGUGGAGAUGGGCUGGCUGGGAGAUGGGACCCCUGGGCACCACACAUGGGCGGCCCCCCUUGGAGUUGCACUGACACCCCACCUCCAGUCUGAAUGGGGCUCCCUCCCCCUCCCCGGGGAGGGGGGCAUCAGCGUUCCCUGGCUCAGGGAUCUCCCCGCCCCCACCCCCGGCCCUCAGCCCAGCCCUCCCCGCCGGCGUGGCUUUGCUUCUGAGGGCCCGAGGCCAAAGCAGAGGGUCACGGCCACCACGCUCUGCCCUCCCCACCUUGGCCUUGGGCCAGACGGGCUGCACAUGCCCCUGGAGGGGUCUGCCUCCCAUGCUGGGACGCGGGCUGGCCGCAUGUCUGCAUGGCAGAAGUGUCUCCCUUGGGCACGGUCGAGGAGGGUGGUGCCUGUUCUCAGCGCCCACCAGUAUUCAGUCCUGUAUAUUUUAAUAAAAUAAACUUGACAAAGGAGAGC